Molecule: messenger RNA, 2967 nt
Organism: Eremothecium cymbalariae DBVPG#7215
Lineage: Eukaryota; Fungi; Ascomycota; Saccharomycetes; Saccharomycetales; Saccharomycetaceae
Gene: RAD2
Product: ssDNA endodeoxyribonuclease RAD2
Exons: 1
Coding region: 1-2967 (988 amino acids)
Biological process (GO): nucleotide-excision repair
Cellular component (GO): nucleus
Molecular function (GO): DNA endonuclease activity; single-stranded DNA binding
Source: RefSeq, a predicted model, not a curated record
AUGGGUGUUCACUCAUUAUGGGACAUAGUUGGUCCAACAACAAAACCAGUUAGGUUAGAGUCACUAUCUAAUAAAAGGAUGGCAGUCGACGCAUCCAUCUGGAUUUACCAAUUUUUAAAGGCAACACCAGAUAACGGCAGUCACAAGUUAAAGAAUGCUCAUAUUUUGGGGUUCUUUAGGCGUAUAUGCAAAGUGCUUUACUUUGGGAUGAAACCUGUAUUUGUUUUUGAUGGGGGUGCUCCACCGUUAAAGAGAGAAACCAUCCGCCAGAGGCGGGAAGCCAGACAAGGUAAACGGGCAGAUGCAGCUGUUACAGCUCAAAAGUUACUGGCCUUACAGAUAUAUAAGCAACAAGAUGAGAAAACUACUGGUAGCCCAAAGAAGAAUCAUGUGGGGGGUGUUUUGUUCCGUCCUGCCGAUGAGUAUGAGUUGCCCCAGAUUCCAGGCUUUGUUUAUGACGAGAAAGAUACACGUAUAUCAGCCGCUGAGGACAUUAAGACCGUAAUGGAUCAUAGUGAUGAGUUAGACGGGAUCGAUUUAACAUCUAUUAAUCCUGCAUCUAAGGAAUUUGAUGAGCUUCCGAAGUCUACUCAAUAUUUAGUCCUUUCUGUGCUCAGAUUGCGUUCCCGUCUAAGAAUGGGAUACACGAAAGAACAAUUAGAAGAGCUCUUCCCCAACAGCAUGGAUUUUUCAAAGUUUCAGAUUGACAUGGUCAAGAAGAGAAACUUCUUUACCCAGAAGCUGAUGAACAUAACAGGUAUAAAUGAUGGAGGCAGCUUGGAAACUAAUGAGGUUAUCAGCAGAAUAUCAGGACAAAGAGAUACAGAAUACAAGCUUAUCAAAACUGAAACUGGUUGGGCUAUGAGCUUAGGGCCCCAGGAUGGUUCAGAGGUAAGUAAGGCCAUUAUUAUUGAUGAUCAAAAUGUUACGCCUUCCCGCAGGGGUAUUGCUAAGGAACAACAGGAUGAUAACAAUGAAAGCGAAGAAAGUAUCGAAUGGGAAGACAUUAAUGUAAAUAUAGGAAAGAAAAAAGAACAGUUGGACUAUUCAAUGAAAGCAUCGAUAUUACCUCCACUUUUGCAAGAAAAUAGUGCAGUUGGUAGCCAGUCUUUCUUGGACAAAAGAGGUAACCUGACUACACCUUCAAAACAAUCAAAAAGGAAUCCUGUGCGCUAUACUGAAAGUAGUGACGAAGAUUCAGAUGAAGAAUACAUAAAACAGAUUGAAGAAAUGGAAGCGAUUGAAGCUAUGCAGAGAUCUCAAGCUCUAAGAAAUACGAACCUACAACGAAAAUCGAUAUCAGAAAUUGGCGACAAAAAUAUUCAGGAACGUGAUAUUUCUAAUGACACUCAUUACCAAGAAAUUCAAAUUGCAGCAGGAAAAACAUCAAACACAACUAAAUUUCAAUCUGAGUCUAAGAUAAUCGACAAAUUGUAUCAUGUUAAUGAGGAGAACGAAGCUUCACAUCAACAGCCGCCCGCAUCUAAAAUAUCGCAACAAGUUGUUGGUAAUCUAACAAGUGGAUCAAAAAAAGAGAGGGAUGAACUUUCUGAGAUUUCAGGCUUACAUUUGGAUGGCAAUUCUUUUCUCUUUGACGUUGAUGAGCCAGAAUUACCGUCACGAAAAGAAGGUUCAAAGAACACAAAAAAAACAGUGGAGACACCACUAUGGUUCCAAUCGCACAAUGAUCCUAGCUCAAACAAUCAUUACUUGAAAGAUUCUUUUGUAAAAGACAAGGUGGCAAAUCCUAGUGCUAUAACCGAAGAUGAAAAAUUCCGUUUAUAUACGGGGCAUCGGGCUCGAGAAUUAAUUGAAGAAGUUACCAAUCCUGUGGAUUUAGAAAUAGAGGAGGUUGACGUAUCAGAGCCAGAAAUCCUAAAAGAACUACCUGUAGCAGAUACCGAUCAGAGAAAAGGUGAUGUUGAUGAUCCCAACAAGUCAAUGGAUCAAACUUUAUUACCCAAAACAGGUACAAAUAUUCAUGAGCCAUUUUUAGAUUACUACUUUUCAGAAGAAGAAGAAGAAGAAUUAGCUAAACAAUUGGUAAGUGAGCAAGAAGGUUAUAAUAACUUCAAAAAGACGCUAAAUCCAGAUAUAGUAUCAAAUGCUUUUAUUGAAGACGAGCUAUACAAACAAUACCAAAAGGAUAUGAGUGCUGCAGAUGAAGUAACUGUUGAAAUGGUUACCCAAAUACAGGAACUUUUGACCAGGUUUGGCAUCCCGUAUGUUACAGCUCCCAUGGAAGCGGAAGCACAAUGCGCAGAGUUAUUGAAAUUGAAAUUGGUUGAUGGUAUCAUUACGGAUGAUAGUGAUAUAUUCCUCUUUGGUGGUUCAAACGUGUAUAAAAACAUGUUCUAUGAGAAGGCUUUUGUAGAAUAUUAUUCUAGUGAUUCUAUUUCAUUGAAUUUGGGCUUGAAUAGGGACAUGCUUAUCUCACUUGCAGAGUUAUUAGGAAGUGAUUACACUACAGGAGUCAAAGGUGUGGGACCUGUAUCUGGAAUGGAAAUAUUGGCUGAAUUUAGAGAUUUAGAAACGUUCCGCAAUUGGUACAAUGACGGCCAAUUUGAUAAGAAGAAUCUAGAAAACGAAUCAACCUUUAGAAAGAACCUCCGUAGAAAGCUGAUGAAGAACGAUGUCAUUUUGGGUGAUAAUUUCCCAAACCCUUUCGUUCGAAAUGCAUAUAUGAACCCUGAAGUGGAUCAUGACACCACAAACUUUGUAUGGGGGAUCCCAGACCUGGAUCAACUGCGAAGUUAUCUUCAUUCGAACCUGGGCUGGCCAAGUGAAAAGUCUGAUGAAGUUUUGGGUCCAUUAAUUAGAGAACUCAACAAAAGAAAGACCACAGGGGCCCAAACCACUUUGGGAGAGUUCUUCCCUACAAAGCUGGUUGAAAAUGAGAAAAAUUUGAAAUUGGGUAAAAGGAUCAAACAUGCUGCAGGCCUAUUAAAGAAGCAGCGAAUCAGGUAA